Molecule: messenger RNA, 400 nt
Organism: Lecanosticta acicola
Lineage: Eukaryota; Fungi; Ascomycota; Dothideomycetes; Mycosphaerellales; Mycosphaerellaceae
Source: the annotation of a GenBank genome assembly
AUGGGCGCCAUGAUGGGUGGCAGUAAGUCAAAGUCGAUAUUUGAAGCAUGCGCAAUGGGGUACUGAUGCCUAAUAGCCGUCGGACUGAUCAUUGGUUUCAUCUUCGGCGCAACAAAUAUAAUCAGAUACGGCCCAGGACCUAAUGGCAUGAUGCGCACACUGGGACAAUAUAUGGUGGGCUCCGCAGCUACGUUUGGGUAUGAUGAGUCUUACGCAGCUGCCUGAGGGUGUUUCGCUGAUGCCUGAAAGCUUCUUCAUGGGUAUUGGAACUACCAUACGAACCGAAAGCUCCCCGAUCCUCACAGAAGCCUUCCGAAAAUCGCAGAUGCGGCAUGGACGGCCCAUGAUCAUGCCUCUAGAGCGAAUGCAGAAGAGGAGGACGGUGCCUCGGAGCUCAUGA